AAAUUUUCUGUGAUAAUCAUGUGUGAAAGAAAAUCUAACUUUGUGUCUUACGACAUGGUUCACAAUCUAAGGUGCAACAAGCGAGGACCCAGAAUGAGGCACGAUAUGAAACCGAAGAAAUACUGGCCCGGAGCGAGGUUCAUGUGUGUUACCAAGAACGGAGAUCUGAAUACGGCGGCUUACUGCUUGGCGGAGGCCAUGCACGAACCGUUUCAACCAUUUCCAAUGGCCACGGUGGCGGUUCAGAGCUGCAUACGGGAGGAUUUCAUUGGCCGGGUGAGAAGUCGCUUCCGGCAGGUGAAGCCCCACGUGGCCAACCAUCCGAACUUCGAGCGAUCUCUCGCGGCCUUGAAACACGGUCCUCACCCCGUCAGCUAUGUGCUGGCCGAUGAGGCUGAUGCCCCACCUUGUGCCAGUCCCAUUUUGGUUACCGAUACGAUCACCCAUCUGUAUUUUCCCAGCGGCGCUUCGGGAGUCACCACAUUGCACUCGUUCAACACCAUGGAUGAUGUGGCGGAGAUUUUCGCAUUCGAGACCCCGAAAUUUGAUGCCAUUUACUUUUUCGACGAGGGCGUCAAGGACAUCUAUAGACUAGCGCCCUUUGUCAAGUGCACCCAUUUUUUUGUCAACUGCAUGGAUGCCUGCCUGUUGGAGAUUAUGCCGUACUUCUUGGACAAAAAGUCCAUGGUUCUGUUCAAACGGGGCUACCACUACGAGUGCCUCGAGAUGGGUGGCCAAUGGAAAAUAAUCGUGUUUCCCUAUAGCUCCACCAUCUUGCGAUCAUGUUGCUGCCCCACCGGCCAUUGUCGGUGCUACUUCACCCGCGAUUCCUGCUGCGAGAACCACUUGAAUAUAUAGUGGAGAAACGGAGAUAGUUUCGGCCAGCCUCACACCCGUAGGAUAUUUAUUUGGCGAUAAUUUCGACUGGGAACUCCAUCUUGGCAAACGAAAACUGAAGAUGCGACUUCCUCCGUCUGGAGUCGCCCCAGAAAUCCGCAGUUCCAAUGAGUAGUUUGCGACUGGCAACACAUGUGAGCCAUAAUUUUCGCGGCAGUUGCUUUUGGAUUGCAAGUAAAGUACUUCAUGGCUAAAGGAACUUAUUUGU
This is a messenger RNA of Drosophila bipectinata, 1105 nucleotides long. RefSeq lists its product as uncharacterized. NCBI's taxonomy places the organism in Eukaryota, Metazoa, Arthropoda, Insecta, Diptera, Drosophilidae. The record is from RefSeq and is a predicted model, not a curated record.